Molecule: messenger RNA, 1758 nt
Organism: Arabidopsis arenosa
Lineage: Eukaryota; Viridiplantae; Streptophyta; Magnoliopsida; Brassicales; Brassicaceae
Source: the annotation of a GenBank genome assembly
CUCUCUCCAUCUCCAAGUAACACAAUAAGAAAACAGAGCAAAAACAGAGAGAUUACGAUGUUUUUCUCUAAGGAUCUUCCUUCACCUACUUCAGUUUUCACAGCUUACGCAUCAAUGGCGGGUUACAUGAUGAUGAUACGAUCAAUGGCUCACGAGCUAAUCCCAGCUCCAAUCCAAGAUUUCAUCUACAGGACUCUCCGGUCUCUCUUCUUCCGUACUUCUUCCUCCACUUUGACUCUCACCAUCGACGACGACAACAUGGGCAUGAACAACGAGAUCUACCGAGCUGCUCAGACUUAUCUCUCCACCAAGAUCAGUCCUGACGCAGUCAGGCUCAGAAUCAGUAAGGGCCAUAAGGAUAAACAUGUCAAUCUGUAUCUCAGCGACGGAGAAAUCGUCAACGAUGUGUACGAAGAUGUCCAGCUAGUGUGGAGGUUUGUUACAGACGGUGGAGACAAGAAAAGCGGUGGCGGAGGAGUAGGAGGAAGAGGAGGAGGAGGAGGAAGAAGAGGCGGUAUGGACGAUGACGGUAGAAGCGAGUAUUUCGAGCUGAGUUUCGACAAGAAGCAUAAAGAUUUGAUCUUGAGCUCUUACGUGCCUUACAUCGAGAGUAAAGCUAAAGAGAUUAGAGACGAGAGGAGAAUCUUGAUGUUGCAUUCUCUCAACAGUCUUAGAUGGGAAUCAGUUAUUCUUGAACAUCCUUCGACCUUUGAGACAAUGGCUAUGGAAGAUGAUCUCAAACGUGACGUCAUCGAGGAUCUUGAUCGGUUCAUAAGAAGGAAAGAGUUUUACAAGAGAGUAGGGAAAGCUUGGAAGAGGGGUUACUUGUUGUACGGACCACCGGGUACUGGGAAGUCUAGUCUGGUUGCAGCCAUGGCUAAUUACCUCAAGUUUGAUGUUUAUGAUCUUCAGCUAGCCAGUGUGAUGCGUGACUCUGAUCUAAGGAGGCUCUUACUCGCGACACGUAACCGGUCGAUUCUUGUCAUAGAAGAUAUCGAUUGUGCAGUGGAUUUGCCUAACAGAGUGGAGCAGCCUGUUGAAGGCAAGCACCGUGGCGAGUCUCAGGGACCAUUGACGUUAUCGGGGCUGCUGAAUUUCAUAGACGGACUAUGGUCAAGCUGUGGAGACGAACGGAUUAUAAUAUUCACAACAAACCACAAAGAUAGGCUUGACCCGGCAUUGCUUAGACCAGGACGUAUGGAUAUGCACAUUUACAUGGGACAUUGCUCUUUUCAAGGAUUCAAGACUUUAGCUUCUAACUAUUUGGGUUUGAACGACUCUACAAUGCCACACCGUCUCUUUCCAGAGAUCGAGCGUUUGAUUGACGGGGAAGUAAUGACCCCGGCACAAGUAGCAGAGGAGCUGAUGAAGAGCGAGGAUGCUGACGUGGCGCUAGAGGGUUUGGUGAAUGUUUUAGAGAAAAUGAGGUUAAAAUCUGAGGAAUCUAACCCGGUGAUGAUGAAGAAGAAAGAGAGUAGACUGGAGUUGGAGGAGAUAAGAUUAAGGAGUGAUACUGAGGGUUCUCCGAGGAAGAACAGCAAAAGAUUUAAGAAACUUGUUCUGUUUUGGACCUAAUCGUGUGUUAUUAUGGUCCAUUAGUUCAAAUAAGAUUAUGAGGAAACAAAAAUAGACGUAAAAAGUUUGGAAAUCUCUGAGAUGAUUUAUUUAAGUUGAGUGUUUUUUUUAAAGAAAUUUCUAUGUUUAUUUGGUAGGGUUGUGAUUCAUUGUAAGACCUAUUAAGAAAUAUGGAACUUUAGU